Messenger RNA from Prorocentrum cordatum, 2115 nucleotides. Lineage: Eukaryota; Dinophyceae; Prorocentrales; Prorocentraceae. The record is from the annotation of a GenBank genome assembly.
AUGCUGCGAAACGUGGGCGCCCGCCUGCUGCUGUGCCUCGUGGAGCUCGUGGAGUACGUGGACAUCGGCCGCGCGCCGCCGAAUUGGACCGCCCUGCUGAUACGCAUGCUGAUGCUGUCGGAGCGCAGGGUCGAGGCCAGGCGGGCGUUCGCCGAGGCUUUUUCCAGGAGCCGGAGGACGCGCCUGCUGGCGUGGAAGAAGCCGACCGUCGUGCCCGCCGCCUGGCUCGCGGACGUCGCGGAGCAUGCCGAGGCGUCGAAGGUGCUGCUGCGCAUCCUGGGCGGCUACCGCGAGAUGGAGGCGGAGGAGCUCUGCGACCUCGUCGAGAACGUGCUGCUGGAGAAGUUCCUGUCCAAGCCGCAUUGCGCGCCCAUCAUCAUGCGCAGCGAGAUCAUCGACGACAUCGUGGGCGCCUGCUUCGACGCGGGUCGCAAGGCACGGGCGGAGCAGCGGCCCCGCCUGGAGGGCGAGGAGGACGGCGGCCAGCCCGCGGGCGGUGCUGUGGAGCGGGAGCCGGAGCGCCGGUGUCCAAGGCACUGGGCGGGCCAGCACCUCCUGCGGCGCCUUCAGUACGUCGGCACCAGGCUGUUCCAGGCGGCUUUCGUGCCGCAGCGCGGCUUCCUCCCGCACGCGUGGCCCGACUGCCUCGGCCCGGCCGCCGAGGGGGUGGUCGCAGAGGCUGCGGCGGCCAGCGCCAGCGAGGAGAGGGCGCUCGAGGCCGAGGGCCGGCCGCAGGAGCGCAUGUGCUCCCUGGAGCCCCUGGUCAUCCCGGUCACGGGCCGCUGCUUGUGGGACGAGGGCCUGCUGGAGAUCGAGCUGCUGCACGAGACUACGGGGGAGGCCGACGGCCGUCCGCACGAGCUGGCGCUGCACUUCGCGCGCCAGGUGAUCAUGCGUCACCUGUGGUACCGGCACAGCGGCAGGUACUGCGAGAUCCCCCGGCUCAAGGCCCUCUGGGAGCUCGCCUGCUGGCCCCUCUGCGACCACGCCGGCCUCAUCCGCGAGGCCUUGGAGUACCUGAAGGGUGCAAGUCGCGAGCUCCAGGCCUACGGCGCCUCCUGGUGCCCCGAGUACGAGGAGGCCCUCUUCCAGAUGUGCACGGCGCUGGACACCUCCCGGCUCCCCGGGCAGGCCCUGCUGUCGCCGUGGGUGCCCGGGCAGGUGCAGGCCGUGCGCCACCUGGUCCAGCAGCAGCCCGCCGAGCAGUUCCACGCCGAGCUGCAGCAAGAGGUGAUCACCGCCAUGGAGAACCUGAAGUCCAUCAACGCGCAGUGCGCCAAGCUCUCGAACCGCCUGAACAUAGUCGAACAGCGCACGAUCAUCAACAAGAGCCAGAUCAAGGAUCGGGUGCUGCCAGAGGUGGCCCUGGCCCAAGGUGCCCUCCGCUUUCCCAGGGAGGCCUGGAUGGCCUCGGGAGCGAGGACCAGAGGGCCCCCAGGGGUUUCAACAUGGCGCGAAAAGUGGGGGUGCACCUUGGGCCAGGCUCACGUCCUGGCAGCCUCCGAAAGGACGCGAUCAGCGCCAUCGAGGCUGGCGCGAGGAGCAAGAAGCAGGAGUCUGGCAGCAGGCUUCGGCGCUGAGCGACCUCGCUCGCUGCCGCGCUCGCGUACGCGCCGCGCUGGCCUCGCGAGGGGGCGCCCCCUUACGUGGGUCUGCUGCCCCACCGCCGCGGACGGUGCGAAAAAAGAGAGGCAGCUCUGGAACAGCAGCAACGGUAUUAGCCUUAUCAUCGUCAUCGUCAGCAUUAUCGUCAUCGUUAAUGUCACCAUCAUCAUCGGCGUCACCAUCAGAAGUGCAAACAUCAUUGUCGUAACCGCCAUCGUCAUCAUCACCCCCACCAUCAUCAUCCCUCCUGCUUUCAGUAUUCCCCCAGAUGACGAGAGGGAGGGAGGACGAGCAACGAGCAAGAGGAAGGAGAAGGAGCAGGAGGAGGAGGCGGAGGAGGAGGAGGAGGAGGAGGAGGAAGUGAAUGUAAGCGGAAUGGAGAGGAGAAGAGGGAUGAGGAGGUGGACCUGUGUAAGCCCAAGACUCAUCAACGAUGUUGUAAUACAUGCUCCCUCCGAGUUCCCUCAUAGGUUCCUGCGAUCAUUUGUUUUCAUUGCGGGAAGUGGCUGA